AUGAGCCAAGUUAUCGUCGACCACCAAACGCGCGCAGAGAUCACUCAGAUCCAAACAAAGGGCUUGACCCUCUUUGACACUCUAUAUAAUUCUCUCGUCCUUCGUCAUACCCUUCCCUACCUCCCUGUAUCAGGCCUCUUAAACCUCGCCGCCACCUGUCGCGAUAUUCGUUACCUCCUCCACGAAACGCCCGGUGUCUUUCGUCACAUCGAUCUUACACGGGUCAAGACAGCGCAUUGCGAAGACGCCCAUAAAGAAACAGAGCGCAAUCUUGCAGUCUGGCAUAAUGUCACUCUUUCUGAUUACCUGACUGAAGAUGACUUCUACGCCGGGCCCUUGAGGGGCAUUUUCUCUACCCUACGACAACGCGAUAUUCUUCGCGAUGUUCAAUCUCUAAUCCUCGACGGACUCUCCGUCACAGCUGAGCUGUGUCAUGAUAUCAUCAACGAUCCGUCAUACAGCGUGCGCAUGCUCUCGAUCCGCGGCGUCAAUAACCUGAACCAAGGCAAGCUUCGCGCAGCGCUAGCAUACGCCUGUCGCAGCUCACGCCCAGAGAACACCCCGCGACUCAAAGCAGUCUAUGUCUUUGGCCCCAUGCCCUGCGAUGGAAAUUCCCAGGACUCUGAUGCUUGGUGGUCCAAAAAGGGCCGUGUCCUCAACAGCACCAGCGACAUGGACGACUGGGCCCAGUGCCUGCUCGCCUGCCAGGGCCUAAUCUCCUUCGACGCAGUGCUCUGCCAGGGUCCUCGCCACGCCAACUCACCAGCCUUUGGGUCCUGCAGCGUCUCCUCGCCGUGCAGCCCAGCGGUCGCUACUUUCUCUGUUAGCAGCUGCGCAGGCUGUGGCAAAGCGCCAGAGGGUGUCAUGACAGCUAAGGCGCACUGCUCUUCACUACCGCUGCUAGCUCCGCCGCCGAUCCUCUCGUCAUCCGUGCAGGCUGCCACGACGCCGCGCCCGGGACAUGAGGAUUUCGUGCCGAGGUGUGCUGAUUGCUUGAGGGAUAGGUUCUGUGUUGCGUGUAAUAAGUGGUGGUGUGAGACGUGUUAUCAUCCCUUUGGUGGUGAUGAUGUGAAGAGACAUGUUUCGCGAAGCUGCUGGGAAUGCGGCAUCAAUUGUAACGAUUGUAUUGAGCGCACGCAAAAGUUUUGCAAAAAGUGCGGCGGCGGAUACUGUCUCAUUCACAACGAAGGAUCAUCAAGCGCCUUUUGCGACUGGUGUUUCUGUCGAGGUCGCGGUCUCAGACGAGUCUGA
Messenger RNA from Fusarium fujikuroi IMI 58289, 1251 nucleotides. RefSeq lists its product as uncharacterized. NCBI's taxonomy places the organism in Eukaryota, Fungi, Ascomycota, Sordariomycetes, Hypocreales, Nectriaceae. The record is from RefSeq and is a predicted model, not a curated record. Bases 1 to 1251 code for a protein of 416 amino acids. The transcript has 5 exons.